CCCCACAUAAAAGGACAUGGAAGAAAGAAGUUUUUGCCUGCUCUGCCCCUACUCUCGCCGGCCAGUUUCUCUCUCCUACUUCCUCAGGAUCCCAGCGUCCUCUCUAGAACCUCCCUGAGACUCUAGCACCAAAUUGGCACAGCUGACCUUCAUCUUGUGGAUGACACCUGGAUCCUUAGUCUUUCCAUCAGGAGCAGCUCCUCGGACCACGCAGCCCCUAAAAAGCACACCAAAUUAUAAACAUAAGGAACCUCAGAAGCCAAGAGAUGCCUAAGGAGCAGCAAGAGGUGGUUGUACUGGGGGGACCCCACAUCUCAACUUCUGCAACAACAACCACAAUCAACAUGCCUGAGAUCUCCACGCCUGACCAUGUAGUCUGGUCCCUGUUCAGUACACUCUUCAUGAACUUCUGCUGCCUGGGUUUCAUAGCGUAUGCCUACUCUGUGAAGUCUAGGGACAGGAAGAUGGUGGGUGAUGCAACUGGGGCCCAGUCGUAUGCCUCCACCGCCAGGUGCCUGAACAUCAGUUCCCUGAUCUUUACCAUCCUCAUGACCAUCAUCUUCAUCAUUAUCUACUUAACUAAAAAAUAGCCAUCUUGCAGCAUCUCACAAUAGAUAACAGAUUCUGGGGCCUUCUAGGCUUGCUUUGUGUUCCAUUGUCUCUGUCACUGCCCCAAACCCUAGUCUUAGUCCUGACCCCAUACAUGUGCAAAUGUUACACUCACAUAUCUGUCCAUAGUGGAUUCAAUAAAGUGCAUGUGCUGUGACUUU
This is a messenger RNA of Mastomys coucha (southern multimammate mouse), 770 nucleotides long. RefSeq names its product interferon-induced transmembrane protein 1. The transcript is spliced from 4 exons. Lineage: Eukaryota; Metazoa; Chordata; Mammalia; Rodentia; Muridae. The record is from RefSeq and is a predicted model, not a curated record. Bases 267 to 590 code for a protein of 107 amino acids. Gene Ontology annotation, biological process: response to interferon-beta; host-mediated suppression of symbiont invasion; negative regulation of viral genome replication. Gene Ontology annotation, cellular component: plasma membrane.